AUGAUGUUUUCUCAUAGAACGGUCCUCUUGCUGGCAUUUGUUUCAACUGUCGCCAAUGCGUUUUCUCUACUUUCUACCUCGUCACCAUCGAAUCGUCAUUAUCCAUUGAUUUCAUCAUCAUCGCCACGAUCAUUCUUUCUGCAAGCUGCCACUCUGGAUGCACCCGAGGUUACUGAGGAUCCAAAGGCUGUCAAAGAAGAAGAAAAAGUGCCACAAUCACCUGGUCUCCGCGAAGACAGCGUAUUUGACUGCGAUGGUUCGGUCCAAUAUUGGAAGGACUUCCAAUCGGAAGGAAACGACGGAAAUUUGCAACGACUCGUUCAAAUUUUGAGCGAAGAAGCCAACACGGACAAUCUGGCACGUGCCUAUUGGGCUAGUCAUUUGCUACGAACCGGAUAUUUUACCAUGAAUGCUGCUUUGGGAUCUGUCUUUAGCGAUGUCCACGAACGAUUCAUUGCUUCUCGUGAUAGUCGUAAUGCGAAGAACAAGGAGGAGAAUACUGAAAACAUCAGUCCAAUCUUUGCCAACGACAAUGACAUGACGAAUCGUCUCAUCAAUUCGGAUAUUCCAUCUCGAUUGUUGUUGGAAGCCUUUCGGGUCUACUAUCAAGAUUAUCAAUACGUCAAGGACGGAUUGCUCAAAUUUCCAUGGGAUGCCUUGGUGCAGUCUCGGUCUGGAAUUCAACUCAAUACCAAUCAUCGACAGUCCAAUCCGAUCUUUGCCUUGCAAGAGACGGCAGCUUCCAUUUUCGAAUCGGUGGCCAUCUUUUCAAGACGCAACAAGCAAUCUUCCAAAGGUGUCUUUUUGUCGCAACCAAAAAAGUCUGAUGAUGUAGGAGCGUUGUUGUAUCCCGAUUAUUAUUUGAAUGACUUUCAUUACCAAACGGAUGGAUGGUUGUCGAGUAAAUCUGCCCAACGGUACGAGUCCUCUACCGAGACUCUCUUUUUGGGACGUCAAGAUGCCAUGCAGCGGCAAACUUUGAUUCCCAUUUUGCAAUCUGCCUCGAAACCAACAACCAUGCUCGAAGUGGCAGCCGGAACGGGACGAUUUGGUACCUUUGUUCGUGAUCACUUUCCUACGGCCAACAUGACGUAUACCGAUCUAUCUCCAUUCUAUCUCGAAAAGGCCCAAGAAAAUGACAAGUAUUGGAUGGAACAACGAGGACAAGAUGCUCUGAAGGAAGCUGGAGUAGUAGUAAGCGAGAAACGAAAACCAGAGCCAGCCACCUUUGUACAAGCCAAUGCCGAAGACUUGCCGUUUCCAGACAAUUCCUUUGAUGCUGUGACGUCCGUCUACCUCUUUCAUGAGCUUCCCAAGAAAGCACAACAAAAAGCUGCCAAGGAAAUGGUGCGAGUCGUCAAACCAGGUGGUAUGAUUGUCUUUACCGAUUCCAUUCAAAAGGGAGAUCGACCGCCUUUGGAUGCGUAUAUGGGCAAUUUUGGCAAGCUCAAUGAGCCACAUUAUGACAACUACAUUGAAACCUACCUCCCAGAUCUCUUUGAAGGAUGUGAAAUGGACAAGAAGUUUGUAGCCUCGAGCACAAAGACAUUGUCAUUCAUCAAAAAAUAA
Molecule: messenger RNA, 1569 nt
Organism: Cylindrotheca closterium
Lineage: Eukaryota; Bacillariophyta; Bacillariophyceae; Bacillariales; Bacillariaceae
Source: the annotation of a GenBank genome assembly